AUGACUCGAGCAGCGGCUCCUUCUUUGAAGAGGAGGGCCAACAUGCAAGCGGCGACGGUUCGCCUCCUGACCUACUUCUCGCUCCGGAGAACUUCGAAGCUGAUCCUCAGCGUGCUCGCCACUGAGCGGAUCUUCAUGGCGUUCAACCCAGAGUCAGGUUACGUCGUUCACCACCUCCCGAGAAGUAACGGAACAGCUACGUCGUGUGCGAGCACGUGCCCGAGGAGUGCCGGCCGCUGCUCUUCUGUGAGGGGCUGCCGCGCCCUUUUUCCCGGAGCCCAGCGUGAAGCGCAAGGGGCGCACGACUUUCUGGUGGAGGAGCAGCGUCGCUUGACGCGGGAUCCGUCGAAGGAAAAGCACCUUCUUGUGUUGAUUAAACAUAUCGGUGGAUGUCAGGGAACGAAUGUGCUGGGGUCCGCGCGGAUCUCUUAG
Prorocentrum cordatum is the source of this 432-nucleotide messenger RNA. Lineage: Eukaryota; Dinophyceae; Prorocentrales; Prorocentraceae. The record is from the annotation of a GenBank genome assembly.